Messenger RNA from Limulus polyphemus (Atlantic horseshoe crab), 1583 nucleotides. Its product is annotated as probable protein phosphatase 2C T23F11.1. Bases 331 to 1551 code for a protein of 406 amino acids. The record is from RefSeq and is a predicted model, not a curated record. Gene Ontology annotation, molecular function: cation binding; protein serine/threonine phosphatase activity. The transcript has 11 exons. Lineage: Eukaryota; Metazoa; Arthropoda; Merostomata; Xiphosura; Limulidae. Gene Ontology annotation, biological process: protein dephosphorylation.
GUAUGGUAUUCGAGAGUAUAAUGAUAGUCAUGACCAAGCUGAAUUUAAUAUAAGUUAUACUUGAUAUCUACUAUGCAUUAGUAAACUUAACGAAUAAUGUUUGAAAAGUUAAUUCAUUUCUUUGUAUAGCUGUACAAGUUUUCUAUUUAUUUAAGAUAUCCUUUCUGGCCUUUUGUGUUGUUGUUGACCAUGCCCCUAGUGACUGGAGCGAAGUGAAGGACUAAUCGAAGUUGUAGCACGAUUUCGUGGUCCUAUAUGCAUGUGUCAUAAUCUGUUGGAAAGUAAACAUAAGAGGAUUAUCUCCGAGUGGAAAAACAACUUCCAGUGAGCAUGGGUCAAACACUCUCUGAACCAGUGACUGCUAAGGAGACUUCGAGUUGUUCGAACGAAUUAUUGAAAGUAGGUGCCUCCUGCAUGCAAGGAUGGAGAAUCAAUAUGGAAGAUGCCCAUACACAUCUACUGUCCUUGCCAGAAGACCACGGUGCUUCUUUCUUUGCUGUCUACGAUGGCCAUGGAGGAGCGAAGGUCGCUCAGUAUGCAGGAUCUCAUCUUCACAAGAAGAUUGUUGGUCAUCCCUUAUACAAAAAAGGUAAUAUUGAGGAAGCAAUCAGGCAAGGAUUCUUAGCAGUGGACACUGACAUGUUAGAAGAUGAGAGCAUGAAAGAUGAACUAGCUGGAACAACGGCAGUUGUUGUUUUACUGAAGGGGAACAAAAUCUAUUGUGUAGGUUUCUUACUAAACUCAGUUGUUGUUUUACUGAAGGGGAACAAAAUCUACUGUGGCAACGUUGGAGAUUCUAGAGCAGUGGCUAGCAUUGGUGGACAAGUGCAGCAGUUGUCGUACGACCACAAACCUGGGAAUGAAGCUGAAACUAAACGAAUUAUUGCAGCAGGUGGUUGGGUUGAAUUCAAUCGAGUGAAUGGUAACCUUGCCUUGUCCCGAGCUCUAGGAGAUUUUGUUUUCAAGAAGAAUGAUAAGAAAGCUCCAGAAGAACAAAUUGUCACUGCAUAUCCAGAUGUGGUGGUGAAGGAAAUAACUCCAGACCAUGAAUUCAUUAUUCUCGCAUGUGAUGGAAUUUGGGACGUGAUGUCAAAUGAAGAAGUAGUGGCAUUUGUACGAGCAAGAAUUGCAAAAAAGAUGGAGCCUGAACAUAUAUGUGAAGAACUGAUGACGCGUUGUCUGGCUCCAGACUGCCAGAUGGGAGGACUGGGUUGUGACAACAUGACUGUUGUUCUAAUAUCAUUUUUGCAGUUUAAUAGUUAUGAAAAGCUUGCAUUAAAAUGCCAGAGACAAAUUCCCAUGUCCAACUUGAUGGAUAAAGAAUCUGGGUGUGCAAGGUCAGAAUCCUCCACUCUUGUGGUCAAUGACGAUGAAGACGUCUCUGAAGACGAGCAACAACCAAAUGAGAAUUUUGUUGAUGCUUCAGAUGUUGAAUCUGUAAUUAACAAAGAACCUAAUAUAACAUCCAAUGAGCCUGUUUCAAGUGCCACACGAGAAGCACGCAUCCCCGACAUGGAAGUUCACGAGAGUGGUCGUAUGGCUGUGGUGUGACACUCGGUGUAUCGUUACAUUAAAUACAAGUU